Calidris pugnax (ruff) is the source of this 2092-nucleotide messenger RNA. It is a transcript of the gene KIF12, whose product is annotated as kinesin family member 12. The annotation marks the transcript as partial. Lineage: Eukaryota; Metazoa; Chordata; Aves; Charadriiformes; Scolopacidae. Gene Ontology annotation, biological process: microtubule-based movement. The transcript is spliced from 17 exons. Gene Ontology annotation, molecular function: ATP binding; microtubule binding; microtubule motor activity. The record is from RefSeq and is a predicted model, not a curated record.
GGGCGAAUGGCAGCGGAGGGGGAGAGGGGCUGGGAGCCCCAGCCAGCCCCACGGCCAAAAACGGUCCCACGGGGACAGGAGAGACCGAACCCCGGAGAGGAGCAGGAGGUCCCCGUGGUGGGCAGAGAGACGCGUCUGAGAGUGGUGCUGAGGGUCCGUCCACUGACCUGCACGGAGACACGGCGAGGUGACCGGCGGGUUGUGCACAGCGUCGGCGACGGCACUGUCCACGUGAACGCAGCCAGGCACGAUGCCACCUUCGGGUUCAGUGCCGUGUUCGACGCCGGAGCCUCGCAGGAGGCCGUGUUCGAAGGCAGUGGGAUGAAGCAGCUGGUGGAGCUGGCGAUCGAUGGCUUCUCCUGCACCGUCUUUGCCUUCGGGCAGACCGGCUCGGGGAAGACCUACACCUUGAUGGGACCCCUCCCCCAGAGCCAGACCCAGCCGGUGGCCCCGGGGCUGCUGGGGCUGAUGCAGAGAUCCUUCGCCUGCCUCCUGGAGCAGAGCCGGAGCCGCGGCUCUGACCUGGCUCUCAGUGCCUCCUACCUGGAGAUCUACAACGAGCAGGUCCGGGACCUGCUGAGCCCGGGGCCACCCUGUGCCCUGCCCCUGCGGUGGAGCAAAACCCGCGGCUUCUACGUGGAGAACCAGCUCAGUGUGGACUUUGAGAGCCUGGAGGCCAUCGCUGACCUGCUCCUGCAAGGAUCCCAGAGGAGACGGACCUCAGCGCACGCCCUCAACAGGCACUCGAGCCGCAGCCACGCUCUUCUGACCAUCCACAUCCGCAGCCGGGCUCCCAGCGCCUGCCCCAGCAAGCAGGGCUCGCUGUGCUUCGUGGACCUGGCCGGCAGCGAGCGGGUGAAGGAGACCGGCUCCAGCGGGGAGCUCUCCGUGGAGGCCAACAACAUCAACCGCAGCCUCCUGGCACUGGGACACUGCAUCUCUCUGUUGGCCAAACCCCGAGGGAAGCGGACGCACAUCCCCUACCGGGACAGCAAGCUCACCCGGCUGCUGGCCCGCUCCCUGGGCGGCUCAGGCAUCACCCUGAUGGUCGCCUGCAUCUCCCCUUCCUCCCGCUGCCUCUCGGAGACGCUGAGCACGCUGCACUAUGCCAGCCGGGCCCGGAGGGUCACCACCAGACCCCUGGCCAACAAGGUGUCCCGGGAGAAGCUGCUGCAAACCUUGGCGGAAGAAAUCCAUGCCCUGCAGCUGGAAAACCUCUCCCUGCGGCAACAGUUAUGCCUGCCCAUGGUGCCAACGAGGAGCACGGAGGUCCCAGGUGGGGACCCGAGGGUGGGGGCAUGGCCGGGCUGGGGAGGCAGGUAUGGCCCUGCAGGGCUGCGUCGCUCCCCUCUUGAAAGGCAGCUCCCAUCGGAGGGAGCCCCAGCCUGGCCCAGCCUCUAUGGCCUCCUGCGGGACUUCGUGGUGGAGAAUGAGCAGCUGAGGCAGCCCCGGCCGUCCCCAGACCUCAGUGGUGACAUCCCAGCCGGCCCAUCCCGCAGAGCCACCCGCAGCUCCUGUGACAGCCACCCCCUGCUCCGGAGUGCUUGUGCCCCCCGUGUCCCCCCCGGCCACUCUGCGAGGCUCCGGCAGCCCGACAUGACACCCACCUCCGGCCCCCGGCUGCCGAAGCUGCCUCCUGCCCCCGGCCGCCCCAGUUGCCCAGGGUGCCCCCAGUGCUGCCCCGGGCUGGCUGAUGCCAUCAUGUCCCAGGUGCUGCCAGGGCCCCCCGUGCCCCAGCCGUUCCCCCCUGAGGGAAGCACCAGCAUCCUGCCACCUGGCCAGGAGGACAUGGCUCUGCCUGGCUCCUGUCAGCUCCCCGGGCACCUCCAGCCCCACCAGGGGAAGAGGAGCCGGGGCAAGAGCUCGUCCCAGCGCCACCCACCCCCCCGAGAGCUGCCAGGUCCUGAGAGAUGUCCCAGCCCCGAGGGAAGGGUCAUCCCUUCGGCACCGCCGUGGCCGGGAUUGCCGGAGCCAAGAGCUGCCGGCACCAUCCCUCUCCUCCAGUGGGAAGAGGCACCCGACUGGCUGGCAGAGCAGAUCUGAGUAGCCACGCCGUGGAGGGGGCCAGCAGCGGGGACCUGGCACAGCCCAC